Histoplasma capsulatum G186AR is the source of this 1056-nucleotide messenger RNA. RefSeq lists its product as uncharacterized. The record is from RefSeq and is a predicted model, not a curated record. The transcript is spliced from 3 exons. The coding region runs from base 1 to 1056 and encodes 351 amino acids. NCBI's taxonomy places the organism in Eukaryota, Fungi, Ascomycota, Eurotiomycetes, Onygenales, Ajellomycetaceae.
AUGGAGUCCCCUAAGCUCUCGCCUGCGACGACGCAAACUCGGACCCAGACCCAUCGACGCCGCCUUAAUCGUGAGGAGCGAAAAGAUAUCCUAGUCCUGCGGCGGCUGGGUUAUACGUAUCAAGCUAUAGCUGAACAUCUUCACGUCUCCCACCGCGCUGUCCAAUACACCUGUGAAUCAAAUACGUGCGAUCCCAAAAAAAGGCCAGGUCGGAACAGCAAGUUGUCCACCAAGCAAGUCGAUGACAUUGAAGCCUUUUUGGCCGCCUCUAAGGAGAAUCGGAAAAUGUCCUACAAGAAGAUAAUCGAAGUUCUUGGCCUUGACGUGAAGCAGGACUGUCUGCGUCGAGCUCUGCAGAAACGCGGUUAUACUCGCCAGGCUACCUCAAUGCCUAAUUUUCGGUCCAGCAAACGUAGCGAUCUUACCAUCCCUCUCCCGGCGGGCCUCUACAUCAUCACCAUCGCCAACCUGCUACAGGCCAACCUCAAGCCCCCUUUACCCGAUAUCCUCAUAUUCCCACUUCCUACCAAGGCUACCAUUCAAGUGCCUCUCCUCAAUCACAGCCAGUCCAGCUUCCGCACCUCCCAGGCCCAUACCACCAAGCUGCACCGCCAGAAUUCCAACACCUUCCACAACAAUACAACUCUAUGGCAGCCCAUCAUCACCCGCAGCAGCCGCAGCCGCUGCAACAGCAAUACUCACCACAGUGCCGAUCUAUACCACUUGAACCCCGUUCAAUCCCUCCCCAGAACAAUCCAGUGCAUUUACACCCUCACUCUUUGUCAACAGCGAUUCCUCCAUACCACUCACUUCACGAGUACCAUUCUGUUUCUUCCAAUAAAUCACGCCCUCCUCUCCCGGAAUACCGUCGAGCCCUAUCCGAGUAUUGUCCCACUCGUAGAUGUAUCCAGCAUGACGGACCGAUCGCAGAAAUCUAGCGGAUAUUCAACACCACUUACGAUACCAGAUGACCGCAGCGACUACUACAGAUAUGAGACGAGCGUUCCGCCUGAGAUGGCAGGCGUCGAUUCGGAACCGAGGUUGCGAUGGCAGUGA